Messenger RNA from Hyalella azteca, 1278 nucleotides. RefSeq names its product THO complex subunit 4. The transcript is spliced from 5 exons. Gene Ontology annotation, biological process: mRNA export from nucleus. Gene Ontology annotation, cellular component: nucleus. The coding region runs from base 92 to 961 and encodes 289 amino acids. Gene Ontology annotation, molecular function: mRNA binding. NCBI's taxonomy places the organism in Eukaryota, Metazoa, Arthropoda, Malacostraca, Amphipoda, Hyalellidae. The record is from RefSeq and is a predicted model, not a curated record.
AACACGUAGCGUCCUUUGCUGACCCGCCAUCUUGUGUCGUGCAGUCGGUCGUAGUUGUGUUGGUCGUGCUAUUUGAAGAAAAUUCACAAUAAUGGCUGCUGCUAAAGUUGAUAUGGCGCUCGAUGAUAUAAUUAAAUCUAAGAAAGGCAUGAACCGUGGAAGGGGUCGUGGAGCCCGUGGUAAUUCACGUGGAGUUGCAAGAGGAGGCCAAGGCAGAGGAAAUUUCCGUGGUGUUCGUGGCGUUGGUCAACGAGGCGGAGGAUCAUUCCGUGCCCGUGGCAAUAUGCAGGGAUCAUUCCGUGGAAAUAUGUUACGUGGCCGUGGUGGUUUCAGAGGAAUGAGGGGAAUAAGCAAUGGAGCUUCCGUAGGAUUCAGGGGAGGCAUCAGGACAGGUGGUGCUUUCCAAGCUACUGCAGCUCCUGCAAAGCUCACAAUCACCAAUUUGGAAUAUGGCGUUUCUGAUUCGGAUAUUAGGGAGCUGUUCCAAGAGUUUGGUGUGAUCCGCAGCGCCGCAAUUCACUAUGACCGCACAGGAAGGUCUCUCGGCACAGCCCAUGUUGUAUUCUCUCGCUUCAGUGACGGCCUUAAAGCCAUGAAGCAAUACAAUGGUGUCCACCUUGACGGCCGCCCCAUGAAUAUAACAAUCGAUGACAGAAAUGCUCAGAAGGAUAUCUAUAACGCCUCUGCCCUCGCAUCUGCCACCUCUAAUUUUGCUGGCAAACCUGUGAAGCGCCUUGGUCGUGGUGCCCCACGAGGUGGCGGCGGUGCAAUGCGCGGAUCCCGUGGUGGGAAUUUCCGCGGCACCGGACGCGGCUCCUACCAAGGAGCGACGCGCGGUGCACGAGGCACUAUGAGAGGCAGAGGUCGUGGCCGCGGCGGCCGUGGCGGCGCCACUAAGACGCCCACUGUGGCUGAUCUCGAUGCCGAACUUGAUGCUUAUGCCAAUCAAGUCUCCAAGUAAAGAAAAGGAGAUUGCAAUGCGUACCUGAAGAAGCUCCGGGUUCUGCUUCGAUGUAUCUUACUCCUAGGAUUAGUCUCGUGCGUCUUGCUCUGCGUUUAGUAAUCUGGCUGCCUCAUACGAGCACCUCACUUAACGGUUCAUUGAUUACGAAUUCUCAAGUUCAGCGACUGAAGUUUUAUUUAUUUCAAUGUACAUUGCGGUAAUGCGAUGAGAAUUUUUGCUGCGGACGUAGAGCGGUUACUUGAGCAUCAUAGCCAAAGACCAUUGCUUCGACUGUCUUAAACGUUAAUAAUAAUACAGUAAUAAUUGGUGGACGA